CGGCCAUAGCACCUCAGGCAUAAAGGUGCCGUAGCCACUGCACUCACCCUGUUAUCGCCUCACCUCCGUCGGGUAUAGACGUGGCUACAGUUGCUCCUUGUGUUGAGAACCAGACGCAGCCCCCGCCAUGGAGCCAAUCUCAGGAUCCUGCCUGUGCAAAGGCAUCCAGUACUGCAUCCCCAGCAAGACCUCGCAGUGGCUCCGUUGCCAUUGCUCGAUGUGCAGGAAGGCCAUCGGCGCCGAGCACUGCACCUACUUCGCCGUUCCCGUCGCCAAGGUCGAGUUCAAGAGCAAGGACACCCUCAAGACCUUCAGGAGCUCUGAGGAUGCCGAGAGGUCCUUCUGCAGCAACUGCGGGUGUUCGGUCUGCAUGAAGUACGGCGUGGAGAAAAACACGAUCUGGUUCAACGCCGCCACCCUCGACGUGAAGGUGCCUGUCGUUGACCCCCACCAGAUCUUCACCAAGGACAAGUUCGAGUACCUGGACGUCAUGUCUCAGUCCCAAGGCACUCCUGAUAUAUCCGCAUGGGUGGUAGAUAGUGCUAAGAACUUGGUUUAGAGGGAAAGAAUAAAAGCAAAUUGGAUAUUUGGAUAUUUUUUAAUAUUUUCGUAUGCUUAUCUGUUUUGCAUCCUGGUUAAGUCAGUUCCGAAUCUACCGAAUGGCACGUUUCACACGGCUAAAGUAAAUCGUAUCCAUGAAUAAUUAAAAUGCUUUUACUUCCUUUGCUUACACAUGCAUGUAUAAACAUUUUUUUGAUGGACCGUAAUGUUGAAAUCAUAUAAUAAAUUAAAAAAAUAAACUUACA
Penaeus chinensis is the source of this 806-nucleotide messenger RNA. RefSeq lists its product as uncharacterized. Gene Ontology annotation, molecular function: carbon-sulfur lyase activity. The coding region runs from base 128 to 559 and encodes 143 amino acids. NCBI's taxonomy places the organism in Eukaryota, Metazoa, Arthropoda, Malacostraca, Decapoda, Penaeidae. The record is from RefSeq and is a predicted model, not a curated record. The transcript has 2 exons.